Gadus chalcogrammus (walleye pollock) is the source of this 3232-nucleotide messenger RNA. Its product is annotated as neurabin-2-like. Gene Ontology annotation, biological process: neuron projection development; calcium-mediated signaling; actin filament organization. Gene Ontology annotation, cellular component: actin cytoskeleton; dendrite; cytoplasm. Gene Ontology annotation, molecular function: actin filament binding. Lineage: Eukaryota; Metazoa; Chordata; Actinopteri; Gadiformes; Gadidae. The coding region runs from base 233 to 2938 and encodes 901 amino acids. The record is from RefSeq and is a predicted model, not a curated record. The transcript has 16 exons.
ACACACACACACACACACACAGCAGUGUGUUCGCUAGCGGCAGGGUGAAACGGGAAGGGCGGAGUUACAGACACAAUGGCAGCAGUGAGCGGAUUGUAACGCAGUGAAAACCCGACGACAUCGACUGGAGAUCCGGAGGUGCCUGUCUGUCCGCGUAUCAAGCGUCCCCAGGAUGCUCCCGUCCUCCGCCUGCUGACCUGCGUCUCCACCUGGUGCGUUUGAUUCCUCCACCAUGAUGAAGACGGAGCCUCCGUCUGCCAGCGGUGGCGGGAAAGUGUCGGGAGGGGGGAACUCCACCCUCCGCAGCCCCUCCCCCCACCGGAACGCGUACGAGGCGGGGCUGGCGGCGCUGAAGCAGGCGACCGACCACCUCAACAACCCCUCCAGCAAGCCCCUCCCACCCCCUCGGCCCGGCACCCGCGGCCGCCGCUAUGGCUCCAACGUCAACCGCAUCAAGAGCAUGUUCCUCCAGAUGGAGAGCACGGCGCCCGGGGAGGAGGGCGGGGCCCGCGGCCUGGCAGGGGAGCAGGUGAAGCUGUCCCUCCCCCCAGGCCGGCAGGGCCCCCUGCGGCUCCCCGAGCGGCUCCACAGUCUGGAGCCGCGGCCGGGCCGCGCUCCCGCCCCGCCCGGCCCCUCCAAGCUACAGGAGACCCGCAAGAUCUUCGAACAGCGCACCCUGCAGGAGAAGCAGGCGACCAACCGGAUCCUCCUGAAGCGGGAGGGCGCGGCCGGGCUGCAGGGCGGCCGUCUGGACGUGGUCGCCCGCUUCGACGGCUCCACUGAGGCUCUGGACCGCCCCGCCCCCACGGGACCCAACUCCGCCCCCACGGGACCUAGCCCCGCCCCCACGGGAGCUAGCUCCGCCCCCGACCCCACAGGACCUAGUUCCGCCUCUGCAUCCACAAUACUUAGCUCCAGCCCCACACCAUUGUGCUCUGACCUCGGGCCACUAAGCUCCACCUCUGUCCCAAUAAGCCCCACCCACACCCUCUCUAGCGCUGCCGGCCCCCUUCCUAGCUCCGCCCCUGGCCAGCCAGGCUCCGCCCCCCUGGAUGUGCCCAGCCCCACCGUCAGCCAGCUCAGCGCCGUGUUCGAGGCCACGGACCCCAGGCCCGCCCCCCCGCCUCCUCCUGCUCCUCCUGCUGCUCCUCACCAGCGCUGCGCCUCCUCCCCCCUGCCCACCCCCCCACAGAAACCCCCCAAACCUCCUGGUCUGGGGGCGGGGCCUCCAGGGAGCAAGCAGGUGAAGUCUUGUCCAGCUCCUCGAGGAGACGAGGAGGUGGAGGGAGGAGCUGUCCGGACGUCUGGACUCGGAGAUAAGGAGGCAUCUGCUCCUUCAGGGGAUCCCCGCUCCUCUACCUCCUCCUCCUCCUCCUCCUCCUCCCCUGACUCCUCCUCCUCCCCUGAGACUCAGCCCCCAGCACCUCCCCGCGAGGCCCGACCCGGGACCGAAGCCAGGGGCUCCAGUACGUCCCCAGCCCCGGGGCCGGGGGCUGGCGGGGGGGGGGAGGUCCAGGCCGACGUCCACGCCUCCCAGGAGAACUCCGGCGCUCCUCCACCCUCCUCCUCCCCCUGGCCCGCCGAGGAGCAGGGGAGAGGGGGAGGGGCAGAGGGGAAGGGAGAGGAGGAGGAGGAGGAGGAGGAGGACUGGAGGAAGGAGGACACGGUGGACAUCAGCGCCUACAGCGGCCUGGGGGACGACUCGGGGGGGAGCCAGCUGGACGACGACGACGAGGACGAGGACGAGGACGAAGACGAGGAGGAGGAGGAGUACCACCCCGAGAGCAGCUCCUCAGAGAUACCCGGCUUACCCCAGGAGGAGGAGCCACCUCCGGCCAAUAGGAAGAUCUGCUUCAGCACUGGACCAAUUACGGUGUUCACCACAUACUCUAACGAGGACUACGACCGCCGUAACGAGGACGUGGACCCCAUGGCCGCCUCGGCCGAGUACGAGCUGGAGAAGAGGGUUGAGAAGCUGGAGCUGUUCCCCGUGGAGCUGGAGAAAGACGGAGACGGUCUGGGGAUCAGCAUCAUCGGCAUGGGGGCCGGCGCCGACAUGGGGCUGGAGAAGCUGGGGAUCUUCGUGAAGACGGUGACGGACGGCGGUGCGGCCCACCGCGACACCAGGAUCCAGGUGAACGACCUCAUCGUCGAGGUGGACGGGACCAGUCUGGUCGGCGUCACUCAGAGCUUCGCCGCGUCGGUCCUCAGAAACACCAGCGGAACCGUGAGGUUUGUGAUUGGUCGAGAGAAGCCCGGGGAGCAGAGUGAGGUGGCUCAGCUGAUCCAACAGACCCUGGAACAGGAGAGGUGGCAGAAGGACCUGAUGGAGCAGAGAUACAGCCAGUACCUGGAGGAGGACCAGGAGACGGGGGAGUACGUGACGGACGAGGAGGAGAUGCUGAGCCCCGUGUUCCCCAACUGUGUGGAGGACCAGAGCUCCCCAUUGCCCGCAGACCCCGCCGACCUGGACCCCGACCGGCUGGCCCUUAAGUACAAGGAGCUCCAGAUAAAGCACGCGGUCACCCAGGCAGAGCUUCAGCUCCUGAAGAGGAAGCUGUCCCACGCCGAGCAGGAGCGCCAGCGGUGGCGGUCUGAGCGCGCUCAGCUGGAGCAGAACAUCAGAGACAACAAGGACCGCAUGGAGAAGCUGGAGGGCUACUGGAUGGAGGCCCAGAGCCUCUGCCAGGCGGUGGAUGAGCACCUGAAGGAGACGCAGUCCCAGUAUCAGACGCUGGAGAGGAAAUACAGCAAAGCCAAGAGACUGAUCAGAGAAUACCAGCAGAGGCAGACUGAGCACCAGAAGAAGGAGACCGAUCAGAGUCAGGCUCAGAAGGAAAACGACGCCUCGCACCGAGAAGAGACCAACCACCUCCAGGACCAGAUUUCCGACCUGGAGGCCAAAGUCGACGCUCUGAAGUCCACAGACUCCUCCUAGACCUGCAUCACCUCCUGUCAGGAACAGGAAGUACCUUUGGUGGAAAUUGAGGGGAUUAAAAUGACGAAUAUAAAGAGGAGAGGAAGAAGAGGAGCAGCCGUGACACAAAGAAAGACCCGCUCCCGUUGGCUCCCGUCCUACUCUCACUAACCCUCCUGGAAUGCGAAUGGUUGCCUUACCCAGAAUCCCCCCCAGAGUCGUGUGUCUGCCCCCCUGAGGAGACGGCUCCCAGGCUGCUGGACCCCCUGUCUGGACCGUCUCCUCUCCUCCACCUCCUCUGUCAUGCUCCUCCAC